AUGACGACACCAUCGCGGAGACGUCUAAUGCGGGAUUUCAAGAAGCUGCAAGAUCCACCUGCUGGUGUCAGUGGUGCUCCAACGGAGGAUAAUAUUUUAAUGUGGGAGGCGAUUAUUUUUGGUCCGCAGGAUACACCAUUUGAGGAUGGAACAUUCAAGUUGACCCUUGAAUUCACCGAGGAGUAUCCUAACAAACCUCCUACGGUGAAAUUUGUCUCGAAAAUGUUCCACCCAAAUGUUUAUGCUGAUGGUAGCAUCUGCCUCGAUAUUUUACAGAAUAGAUGGUCUCCAACUUACGAUGUUGCCGCUAUCCUUACUUCCAUCCAAUCGCUGUUAGAUGAACCAAAUCCAAAUAGUCCUGCUAAUUCACUUGCUGCUCAGCUUUAUCAAGAAAACAGGCGGGAGUACGAGAAAAGAGUGCAACAAAUUGUUGAACAGUCAUGGCUUAAUUUUGGUGAAAAUGAGGGAGAAAUGGAGGCGAAAGAGGAGAGCGAUGAGGAAAUGGAUCAUGAUCACGAUGACCCACAAAUGCCUUCUGCUUCUGGCGCAACACGAUCAAACAGUGGUGGUGCCUCGUCCUCUGCUUAA
Loa loa (African eye worm) is the source of this 588-nucleotide messenger RNA. Its product is annotated as ubiquitin-conjugating enzyme E2 1. The record is from RefSeq and is a predicted model, not a curated record. Gene Ontology annotation, cellular component: HULC complex. The transcript has 4 exons. Gene Ontology annotation, molecular function: ubiquitin conjugating enzyme activity. Gene Ontology annotation, biological process: proteasome-mediated ubiquitin-dependent protein catabolic process; protein polyubiquitination; DNA repair. The coding region runs from base 1 to 588 and encodes 195 amino acids. Lineage: Eukaryota; Metazoa; Nematoda; Chromadorea; Rhabditida; Onchocercidae.